GGGGAUUUUGCAGACUGUUGAGGGUUCAGCCUCCUGAUGAGUCGGUGAAACUCCGACGAAACAAUUUGUCACAAUCCCUCGUUUGUUGUCCUCUUCUCCCUCUCUGCCUACGGUUUACCAGGCAGAGAGAUGAAAGUGCGUAGAAUCUUCGAUGGCAUUAUCGACGGCCGUCUGGUAGUGGUGAAGUGGGUGCUGCGCAGUCCGUUUUGCGAGCACCCGUCGGAGAUGGUGUUCAGCCCGGACGUCACCGCUUAUGCUGACAAGUGGUACGACGUGCAUGUGAGCGGGUUGUAUGCAAUGGAGAUUCUGGCGGCGCUUGGAUACGACAAUGAUGACCGUCUCUCCGAUGUCAUCUCUUUUGCGAAGAAACUGCAUAACAUCAUCCCGGACGAUUGGGAUUGUAAUCAGCGUGACAAUGCGGGGGAUAUUAUCCGGCAUGUGAUGUCGGUCAUAGCGGAUGACCACGAGGGUGAAAUGGUGGACAACGCUUCGUACAACACUGUUUUGGAACACCCGCUGAGAGGAAGACCUUACCUGCAGAGACUGGUGCAACAGUGGGACCCGGACGAUGACAUUCGGCGAUUUCGGCGUCGGUAUCUGGUCAGGGGGGCAGAACGACGACAGGAAGGAGGGAUUUCAUCCUCUCCGCUUCGCGGCGUGAGCGAAGUCGUGGACAUGGCGGCUGAUUUCGCCUUGACCGACAGACGGUUGAUUGAACAGGCACAUGAGCUCGCCCGCAAGCGAGAUGUUCUGUUCACACGCGUGUCUGCUAUGGUGGAGGAGUUGAAGCGUUUGCGAGAGGAGGUGGACAAAGCUGCCAUGAGAGCGGGUGUGGCAGUUUCCAAAGCAGAAGCUGCAGAGAGGACGAUUGUUGUGUUGCGGGAAGAGGUGGCACGUUUAGAGCAGCAAUUGGCAAUGCACGAAGGGGAGUCGCAAAAUUCAGGGCCGCAUUGUGAUGAUUACGUGAGCACUGUGCAGAGCCCUGGGGUAGGCGAGGAAGGACCGUCGCGAGCGUCACCCUAUCCCUGAGCAAUUUACUUCCGGACAAUGCGCACCGAACACCUCCACAUAGGCGUGUGUCCGUGCCGUCAGGUGGUAGGUCGCCGUUAGUGUCAGCGGCCAUGUC
Messenger RNA from Chara braunii, 1126 nucleotides. The record is from the annotation of a GenBank genome assembly. NCBI's taxonomy places the organism in Eukaryota, Viridiplantae, Streptophyta, Charophyceae, Charales, Characeae.